AUGGCCGCGGUUCGGGCGUUGCGGGGUCCGGAGGCGCUGGCAGGGCCCGGCGGCAUCCACGGGGUGUUCGCCUCUCGCUCGGGGCUGCUGCGGCCGCUGAGGGCUUCUCCAGCCUGCUCGCCCCGGGACGUCUCCUCUCCCGGCUUUACCCGCUUCCGCCGGGCCAAUACCCAGCGCGCUGCCUCCCGCGGGCCCCCAGAGCGGCGGUCCCUGUCCGGGUGUGCCCGGUGUGAAGGAGCCGCCGGUGCCACAGCGCCCGCCGCACCUCAGCAGUGGGCAGAGGGGCCAGAGCCAGCCGGGGAGCUGCGCUGGGUGUUGGGCAGCGCCGGCCGGCCGUGCCCCGAGCCGGACUUCGCCGGGGGCUCGGGCUGCGCCUGCCCCUGGUCCGCCCCCGCCGGGGUUUCCAAGGAGACCUGGGCCGCCGUCUGCGCCGCGGAGCCGCCGCACAGCCAGGGCCGGCGGGAGGCUCGGCCGCCGGGCCAGUUCUGCAGCCCGCAGCUCGGUGCCCAGGACGCGGCGUGGCAGGGAGACCAGCUGUCCUCCCAGCUCUACAGAAACAAGCAGCUUCAAGAUACUUUGCUUCAGAAGGAAGAGGAACUUGCUAGGUUACAUGAAGAAAAUAAUAACCUCCGACAAUACCUGAAUUCUGCCCUGAUUAAGUGUUUAGAAGAAAAAGCCAAGAAACUACUGUCUGACCAUGGGCAAAAAACCUGUGCUAUCCUCAGAAGUACCAAGAGGAGAUUAAAGGAGGACCACUGCUUUGUUCCUCAAGAAACUCCUCAUGCUUCCAAAGCUAGAAGGAACCUCUUCAAUGAAUUCACUGCCUGUGAAGAGCAAGCCAGCUCUGCUGUGGACAGCUGGGUCUUGCAGACCUUAGGAUUAAAAGAUGUGAACACCAUUGAUGAAGCUUCAGCUAACUACAGUGCCCUGUCCCCAGACCUUGGAAAAGACACAUACUCCUGUGGGUUGCCUUAUUUGACUGGUGGUUUGUCACCCAACAAAACAGAAGUGGCCUUCACAACGUGCCUGAGUCCCCACCGCAAUGUGAGAACACACAGCUUCCACCAAGGACAGGCCUUUGUGCGCAGGGACGAUGAUGGGGGGUGGAGGUUCACCUGGGUGCCCAAGCAGCCUGAAUGA
Serinus canaria (Common canary) is the source of this 1140-nucleotide messenger RNA. RefSeq names its product geminin coiled-coil domain containing (gene GMNC). Gene Ontology annotation, biological process: negative regulation of DNA replication; negative regulation of cell cycle. Lineage: Eukaryota; Metazoa; Chordata; Aves; Passeriformes; Fringillidae. The transcript is spliced from 6 exons. Bases 1 to 1140 code for a protein of 379 amino acids. The record is from RefSeq and is a predicted model, not a curated record. Gene Ontology annotation, cellular component: nucleus.